AACYUGCCUGAUUGCUGCGUGCUGCUGGUCUCUUUUCUCGUGGGGUGAAGCAAGUAAAGCAGACGCACAUUGCGUGCUGCUGCAGAGAUUUUGCAAACAUGGUACUCCUACAUGUGUUGUUCGAGCAUGCGGCGGGCUAUGCGCUGUUCGCCGUCAGAGAGGUGGAGGAGAUCGGCAUGCUGCUGCCUCAGGUGGAGGAGAGCGUGCAGAGCAUCGGCAAGUUCAACAGCAUGGUGAGCCUGGCAGCCUUCUUCCCCUUCAAGUCGGCUCAGGCUGCCCUGGAGAACAUGAACGCCAUUUCUGAAGGUGUGGUUCACGCCGAUCUCAAGUUGUUCUUGGAGACGAAUGUCCCCCAGUCUGGGAAGAAGAAAGCRGUCUUGGGGGUUUCUGACGCCAAGAUCGGAGCUGCUCUUCAAGAAGAAUUUAACAUGUCUAUACAGACCGGUGGGGUUGUUGCUGAAAUUAUACGAGGUAUACGUCUGCACUUUCAUUCACUGGUGAAGGGUCUGACUGCCCAGGCGGCCUCCAAGGCCCAGCUGGGUCUCGGUCACAGCUACUCAAGAGCCAAAGUCAAGUUUAACGUCAACAGGGCCGACAACAUGAUCAUCCAGUCCAUUGCUCUGUUGGAUCAGCUCGACAAAGACAUCAACACUUUCUCUAUGCGUGUCCGUGAGUGGUACGGCUACCACUUUCCAGAGCUGAUCAAAAUUGUGCCAGAAAACUCCAUGUACUGUCGAGUGGCUCAGCUGAUUGGCAACAGGAAGGARCUGUCUGAGGAGAAUCUGGAAAGCUUGGAGGAAAUAGUCAUGGACGGUGCCAAGGCUCAGGCCAUUCUGGAUGCAUCUCGUUCCUCUAUGGGUAUGGAUAUCUCUCCCAUUGACCUGAUCAACAUAGAGAGGUUCUCAAAUCGUGUCGUCUCUCUGGCCUCCUAUCGGCUGGAGCUACAAGAAUACCUGCGCUCUAAGAUGAGYCAGGUGGCGCCCAACCUGGCGGCCUUAAUUGGAGAAGUGGUUGGGGCUCGUCUGAUCUCCCAUGCUGGCAGCUUAACCAACCUGGCCAAGUACCCAGCAUCCACGGUUCAGAUUCUGGGAGCAGAAAAGGCCCUGUUCAGAGCCCUGAAGACGCGAGGCAACACCCCUAAGUACGGCCUCAUCUUCCACUCGACCUUUAUCGGACGUGCGGCUGCCAAGAACAAAGGGCGCAUCUCCAGAUACCUGGCGAACAAGUGCACCAUCGCCUCCCGUAUUGACUGUUUUUCAGAGGUACCAACAAGCGUAUUUGGUGACAAGCUUCGUGAGCAAGUGGAGGAGCGUUUAACUUUCUACGAGACUGGCGACGUGCCCCGGAAAAAUUUGGACGUCAUGAAGGAGGCCGUGAAAGAGGCUUCUGAUGUUACAGCAGAGAUCAAACGUAAACUGGAGAAAAAGGAGAAGAAACGCAAAAAGCGUGACAAGAAGUCACUGGAGCUUCAGUCAAACGGGGAAACGAAUGGUGAAGCUGAGGUGGACAAUGAAGCUGAGGCACCUGCAGUGAAGAAGAAGAAAAAGAAACGAGCAGCUGAGGAGGAAGAGGAGGACAACGAAGUGGAGGAAACUCCAGCCAAGAAGAAAAAGAAACAAAAGACUGAAACAAUAGAUCCGGAGGAAAGCCCCGAACCAGCUGUGUCUGAGAAGAAGAAGAAAAA
Austrofundulus limnaeus is the source of this 1684-nucleotide messenger RNA. It is a transcript of the gene nop56, whose product is annotated as NOP56 ribonucleoprotein homolog. Gene Ontology annotation, cellular component: small-subunit processome; box C/D methylation guide snoRNP complex. The record is from RefSeq and is a predicted model, not a curated record. Gene Ontology annotation, molecular function: snoRNA binding. NCBI's taxonomy places the organism in Eukaryota, Metazoa, Chordata, Actinopteri, Cyprinodontiformes, Rivulidae.